CCCGAGGACGGAUUAGUAAACGGGCUUUUUGAUUCCCGCCAUUCACGUGCAUUCGAGUCUGCGUUGAGCCCGUUGUCGCCGUGAUGAGUUCUACCGUUUUUAGUUAAUUAUGGAGUUCAGCAGCAGACGACGCGCGUGCGUCUGUUUUACGAGUUGUGCAGCCGCAGGCCCCGCCGUGUUGUUAUUCCGCACCAUGUGGACGUAGUCACGACGUCACGCAGCCUAUCGGAAUUUGGGCCCCGUCGUCCGCUCGCUGCGGGUGCAGGCUCGUCUCGGCUCCGUUGGCUCGCGGACGCGCCGUUCAAGCGUCGGCCCGCCCCGCGGCAGCGGCAGCGGCAUGGCAACGGAGAGCAGACGGGGGAGAGGGUGUGUCGAGAGCGGCUGCUACUUAUACCGGCUCCGGUAGAACGGAGCAGCGGGAGCAGCAGCGGUCACCGCGCGGCGCCUCCGCCGCGAAGCGCGUUCCUGCCGGAUGAGACGAUGCCCCGCCGCCGCCGCGCGCUGCCGCCGCCGCCGCUGACCUGCCGCCGGACCCAGUCACAGGGACGUAGUUAACGCCGCAGACACGGAUAAACUUGUGUGUGUGCUGCGCGCACGCGUCUCCGGUCCCGAACGCAGACGAUCGAGAAGAUGCUGAGCCGCCUGAUGAGCAGCAGCGUCAGGAGUCUGGACCGGGAAUGCAACUGCACCGUGAGGCUGCUGGACGACUCGGAGUACACCUGCACCGUCCAGCGCGACGCCAAGGGACAGUACUUGUUCGACCUGAUCUGCCACCAUCUCAACCUGCUGGAGAAGGACUACUUUGGCAUCAGAUAUGUGGAUCCAGACAAGCAGAGGCACUGGCUGGAGUUCACAAAGUCCAUAGCCAAACAAAUGAAAUCUCAGCCUCCUUUCACUAUGUGCUUGCGUGUCAAGUUCUACCCGCCUGAUCCCGCUGCUCUGAGAGAGGAAAUCACCCGAUAUCUCGUCUUCCUGCAGGUUAAGAGGGAUCUCUACCACGGCCGCCUUCUGUGUAAAACCUCCGACGCUGCUCUUUUGGCUGCCUACAUAUUACAAGCUGAAAUCGGCGACUAUGACCCCGGCAAACACCCAGAGGGCUAUAGCUCCAAGUUCCAGUUCUUCCCCAAGCACUCGGAGAAGCUGGAGCGACGCAUCGCUGAGAUCCACAAGAACGAGCUGAUAGGUCAGACGCCUGAAACCUCUGAGCUUAACUUCCUGCAGAAGGCGCAGAUGCUGGAGACGUACGGCGUGGACCCUCAUCCAUGUAAGGAUGUGUCUGGAAACCCGGCGUUCCUGGCAUUCACUCCCUUUGGAUUCACUGUGUUACAAGGAAACAGGAGGGUCCACUUCCUCACAUGGGAGGAGGUGACCAAACUCAAGUUUGAAGCAAAGACAUUCCAUAUAUAUGCAAAUCAGAAGGAGGAUUGGAAGAUUAUACUGACUUACUUUGCACCUACACCUGAGGCCUGUAAGCAUCUGUGGAAGUGUGGAGUCGAGAAUCAGGCCUUCUACAAGCUGGAGAAGUCGAGUCAGGUUCGCACCGUGUCCAGCAGCAAUCUGUUCUUCAAGGGAAGUCGCUUCAGAUACAGUGGAAAGGUUGCAAAAGAAGUCAUGGAACAAAGUGCCAAAAUUAAGAGAGACCCUCCAGAGAUCCACAGGACUGGCAUGGUGCCAAGCAGAAGCUGCCCGUCAAUCACCCACGGCCCCCGUCUGACCAGCGUGCCCAGGACCCGACGAAGAGCAGUGCACAUCUCCAUCAUGGAGGGUCUGGAGUCUCUUCGGGACAGCGCCCACUCCACGCCUGUGCGCUCUGUGUCCCACGGCGACGCCUUCGUGGCCUCCAGGGGCCGGACGCUGGACGGCAGCGACGCCAGCACGUCGGCCGUCAUCUCCGAUGAGGUGUACAGCCCGUCGGACAGCAUGCUGCCCACGCCCGUGGCCGAGCGCGGGCCGGACCUGCCUUUGGCUCGCCACCUCAACGGCUCUCCCUGCAGCAUCGCCGAGCAGCAGGAGGCGGCGGCGGCGAGGGCCGGCCCGGCGGCGGAGGCGGUGCCGGGCCGGCGGGCCGCGCAUGCCGCGCGUGCAGCCAGGAGCCGGCCGGCGCCAUCGGGCGACGUGGAGGAGGUCAACAAGUUCAUCCUGAGCGUGCUGCGCCUGUUCCUGGUCACCAUCGGACUGCUCUUCGCCCUGCUGCUGCUCCUCAUCAUGCUGACGGAGUCGGACCUGGACAUCGCCUUCCUGAGAGACAUCCGCAAGACACCCGAAUUCCAGCAGUUCCACUUUGACUACUUCUGCCCUCUGCGGCGCUGGUUUGCCUAUAAGUUACGAUGGAUGGGAGGUUUCCUCAUCAGUAAAUGAGAGCGAGAACCACUGAUGGAGGCUGGAACAGUCGUCAGGUCAGGAGACUGCUCCGUGAAGAGCCUUGCUUUUGUUUGACCAUCACUGCGACAAAAACAAAUCACCUUUUCUUUGAUAAUUCAGGUCAUUUUUUCCACAGCAUCAGGGUCGAAUUUAAACACAGAUUUGAUGGACUUAACUUUUCCAACCACAAAUAGCAGUGGCCUUUAUUUUUGUAUUGAUUGUUGUGCUAUGAGAGGAACCUGUUGUGGGAACUAAAAGGGGCCAGCUGGUUUGAAUAAUAACGUUACUGCCGCUGCUACGAGAAUAAAUGGAAUGAAGCGUUUUAGCUAAAGCGUGAUUUACUGUCAUUUACUGAGCCUUGAUCAGGUAAACAGUCCAGUAACAUUGAGGGUAAGUGGGUGACGUGACGCCAGUAGAAACCUUGAGUUUAUGUUUUUAGAUGUAACUGUUCAGGUCACCGUUUUCAGAGCAUGAAGCUCUUCCAAUCUCUAACUCGACUCAGUCAGAACGUGAUUAUAAGUGAAAGUGAUUUCAUCCAACAGGAUCCAACGAUUCUAAUAACAACAACCAAUCUGUUUUCCAGUAGCUGUAGAAGUGAUGGGACUGUGAGGUAGCGACAGACAAAUGCUCAGCUGUAGGAGGAGUUCAACGCGAUGUGCCGUUAAUAUAAGUAGUCAAACCCUUCACCCCACAGGAGUAGUUGCUGAUUUCUGUUCCCCUCAGUAAACGACAGCCUCAUCGUAUUAACGCUUGAAGCCGUUUACUGCAGGUUUUACCCGUGGAGGCUGAACAUUUUUGAUUCAUGUUUGCAUUUUCGUGAAAGCUGAUGUCGACACGCUAACGUUUGCUCACGUUGACUUUUAUUGGACUUGAAUCAUUGUUUCUACUGUGGAUGCGUAGUUUUGAGCCCUGCACCUGCUUAUAAGACGGUUAAGCCUGAGAAAACCCACUUCAGCAUCAUCAUCGCACCGACCAAAGAAGCCUCUGCCUGCUGUCAUUGUGUGGCAGCAGAUGGAGAUGUCUGCUGUCCUUAUUUCUAGCCUUAUAAUGGUCUCACUUCACUACGAUGUGUCUUUACAGCACAGAGCAUCAGACGCCAUUGGUUAAAGUCAACGCAAACCUACAAAUGCUUGAUUAAUCUGUAGUGGGUGGAGGCGCCUGUGCCAAUAUUUAUGCAAGGGAAAACUGUGGGUUGGUGGACGGCUGGAGGAGAGUCCUCUGAGAAUCUGUUGGUGUUAAAUACUGCUCUGUUUUGUUUGUGUUCACAUUCUUAUAGAUAUCUGCUCUGAAAUGACCAGAGUUCAUUCCCAGUCUAGGUAUUUAAAAUGUAGAUAAGUUUAUACAUUUGCUUUGAGCAAAAGUGCUUUUUUCCUUUUAAAGUUUAACGUCAACUUUACGUGUAGCAAUAAAUAUGAUGUAUACUGAUCAUUGAUAAGUGUGUUUUUAAUCUUCUAGGACGGUGAAACAGGCUGUAGAUGCACUGGUGGCCACCACUCCCAUUAUUGAGGUCACACUCUGUGGUACAAAGACGCUUCUCUGUCAAAAUGAUGUUUGAGUGUUGCUUUCCGCUGCACUGCUCCUUCUAGAUGUGUUCAUGUAGAGGCUUAACGUAUGUAAAUGAACUAGACCCCUGAUAGUAAAGCUGUUUUCACUUGACCUUUAAGUGGUUUGAACACAAAGGAAGCAGGACUUGUGUAUUUCCAUCCACUUUAAAUACGUAGCAUACUCAACUACCUGAAUCUUCGUGUGUGCUCUGUGGCUUAUUAUUGUCCUGCUAAGGUCCGAUGGGUGGUACAGGGGUGAGGGCUGUAACCCAGCAGUCAGACGUUCAGCUUCCUUCCUGUACCGUGGUCCUGCACAUGGAAACCUCUGUAAGCAUGUGUUCUGCAUUCAUGCCCUCAACAAGACUGCUCAUGUCCAAUCACUGACUUCAGACCAGUGUAAUCCAUUGACAAAUAAAUAUUGUCUAUUCUUGGCAUCAAUGAUUUCAUUCACAAA
Betta splendens (Siamese fighting fish) is the source of this 4359-nucleotide messenger RNA. It is a transcript of the gene frmd5b, whose product is annotated as FERM domain containing 5b. The coding region runs from base 631 to 2358 and encodes 575 amino acids. Gene Ontology annotation, cellular component: cytoskeleton. Lineage: Eukaryota; Metazoa; Chordata; Actinopteri; Anabantiformes; Osphronemidae. The record is from RefSeq and is a predicted model, not a curated record. Gene Ontology annotation, molecular function: cytoskeletal protein binding. The transcript has 14 exons.